Molecule: messenger RNA, 978 nt
Organism: Penicillium argentinense
Lineage: Eukaryota; Fungi; Ascomycota; Eurotiomycetes; Eurotiales; Aspergillaceae
Product: alpha/beta fold hydrolase
Exons: 1
Coding region: 1-978 (325 amino acids)
Source: RefSeq, a predicted model, not a curated record
AUGGCAGCACCGCCCCCAAACUGGGCAAUCGAUAUUGGAUCCUCGCUGAUCUCCAUCGGCACGCAUAGUCUUUACACCUCUAUUGACGGGCCACCCCGCAAGCCGCAAGACCCAUUGGUCAUCGUUAUCGCCGGCGCUGGUGAUGUUACGACCUCCUACACAGCCCUCUCACCGCUAGUAACUCCCUUCUAUCGCGUCCUACUAUACGAUCGAUCCGGACUCGGUCGUAGUGAGCCGGGUCCUUCGGCUUCCCCGCAGAGAUCGACGGCCGUUACUGCUGCAGAGGAACUACACAGCCUUCUGGAAGCACUGAAGCUCAAUCCUCCUCUGGUUCUAGUUGCUCACUCCUACGGGGCCAUCGUUGCCCGAGAGUAUCUCCACUUGCAUGACGAUGACGUCCUCGGUAUUGUGCUCCUUGACGGUUCCACUGAGCGACAGUGUGACUAUUUUCGUCUCCCGGACCCCGAUAUCAAUGCUGUUUUAGGCGAUCUGAAAGUGGCGCAGGUGACUGGGCUACGAGUGGAUGCAAAACUAUCGCGAGACAGGUGGAGAGAACGUGCCAUCGAUAUCUCGCGAGGCGCUGUCGCUGCCCAGGCGGAGGCUGAUUUGCUCGGAUCUGUUUGUCGAACGCUUGCGGAGAAGAAGCAGUUUCAGACUCAGGCGAUGGGAAACCGCCCUGUGAGCGUGAUUCGCUGUGAGAGUGCCCGGGACUACGAGCGCCUCUACGAGGCGGGAGUCGAGGCAGGCAAUGGGACGAUUGAACAGAGACAGGCGUUUCGAACCCUCCUGGACCGGUGGCCAUUGAUUGACCGGGAUCUCAAGGAAGAGCAGCUGAAGCUCUCAUCGAAUACCCAUCUCGUGUAUCUCCCUGACUGUGGCCAUAACGUUCAUUUGAUCAGGCCGGAUGUUGUGGCGGAAGAGGUUCGAUGGGUGGUGGACCACUCCCAGGGAUUCGGACGCGACGAGCUGAAGCUUUGA